Apis laboriosa (Himalayan honeybee) is the source of this 489-nucleotide messenger RNA. It is a transcript of the gene Sdhaf3, whose product is annotated as succinate dehydrogenase assembly factor 3, mitochondrial. The transcript has 2 exons. Gene Ontology annotation, biological process: mitochondrial respiratory chain complex II assembly; succinate metabolic process. Lineage: Eukaryota; Metazoa; Arthropoda; Insecta; Hymenoptera; Apidae. The record is from RefSeq and is a predicted model, not a curated record. Gene Ontology annotation, cellular component: mitochondrion; mitochondrial intermembrane space. Bases 69 to 425 code for a protein of 118 amino acids.
AUAAAGUGUAAUAGUGAAAAAAAUAUAUCAAUCUGUUAGCAUGUAUAUAUUCUUUUAAUAAAUAAAUUAUGAGCAAUUUAUUUCAUAUACAGCGUGUCAGAAUACUGUACAAAACAAUUUUAAGGUUACAUCGUGGUUUACCACCUGAAAUUCAAGUUUUAGGAACAAAUUACGUUCGAGAUGAAUUUAGAAGACAUAAAAAUUGUAACGAAGAUAUAGCAAUUAUAUUUAUGAAUGAAUGGACAGAGUAUGCUAUAAUGCUUACAAAACAACUUGGGCUAAAAGGACCACAUACAGCUAAACCUUUAGGUCAAAAUUUAAAAGAAGAAGAUUUUAAUAAAUUUAGGGAUGAACAAUUACAUCAAUUAUAUGAACUAAUGAUUGCAUCAACUGGUAAAAUCAAUAAAAAUAUAAAAAACACAUAAUUUAUUCUUUCUAAAAUGUAUUGUAUAAUAAUAAUAUUAAAGAUAUAAUAUUGUAUAUAAUAUA